GGAGGAGGGCGCGUGGCGCGCUACGUAGGGGGUGGCUCCGCCUGGACUGCGAGUAGCUGUUCCCGAGGUGGUGCUCUCGGGGGACGGUGGGACAAUCUGCAGGGGAGCAGCGACGCGGACUGGCCGCUGGCAAGUGGGGAGGAUGCUGGUGGUGGAGGUGGCGAACGGCCGCUCCCUGGUGUGGGGAGCCGAAGCGGUGCAGGCGCUGCGGGAGCGCCUGGGAGUGGGGGGCCGCACGGUGGGCGCCCUGCCCCGCGGGCCCCGCCAGAACUCGCGCCUGGGCCUCCCGCUGCUGCUGAUGCCCGAGGAGGCGCGGCUCCUGGCCGAGAUCGGCGCUGUGACGCUGGUCAGCGCUCCGCGCCCAGAUCCCCGCCACCACGGCCUGGCUCUGGCAUCAUUCAAGCGCCAGCAAGAGCAGGGUUUCCAGGAGCAAAGCGCCUUGGCAGCUGAGGCCAGAGAGACUCGUCGUCAGGAGCUCCUGGAGAAGAUUGCCGAGGGCCGGGCUGCGAAGAAGCAGAAGCUUGAACAGGAUUCAGGGGCCAGCGGGAGCCAGGAGGCUGGUGGGAGCCAAGCUGCGGGAGAGGAUGCGGCCAGUGCUAGCCAGGCUUCUGGACAGGAGGAAGCAGGCCCCUCCUCUCCGCAGCCAGGACCUUCCAAUGGGGUAACUCCCUUGCCCAGGUCCGCCCUCCUUGUCCAGCUGGCCACUGCCAGGCCGCGUCCCGUCAAGGCUAGGCCCCUGGACUGGCGAGUCCAGUCCAAAGACUGGCCCCAUGCCGGCCGUCCAGCCCACGAGCUGCGCUACAGCAUCUACCGGGACCUGUGGGAGAAAGGCUUCUUCCUAAGCGCCGCCGGCAAAUUCGGGGGAGACUUCCUGGUCUAUCCUGGGGACCCGCUGCGUUUCCAUGCCCACUACAUUGCUCAGUGCUGGGCUGCCGGGGACCCCAUCCCACUCCAGGACCUGGUUUCUGCUGGCCGCCUCGGAACCAGCGUCAGAAAGACCCUGCUCCUCUGUUCUCCGCAGCCUGAUGGUAAGGUGGUCUACACCUCCCUGCAGUGGGUCAGCCUGCAGUGAUCUCCAGAGGCCUGGGAGGAUGUCGCGGUCGCGGCAAGAGCCUUUCUAGACGUUCCAAAGCUCAUCUCUGCGUGGGAGGCCAGAACACCCUCCCACCACUCUCUACGGUUAGUUUUUGAUUCCAGGGUUUUAAACACUACAUCCUUCUUAUAUCCCUCCCUGUUUCAACGCACUUAUUGGCUUUUUUUUGUAGUUCUCUAUUUCCAACUGUUUUUUAAAUGAGCUUUUUGAGAGUGAGGACUGGGUUUGAUUCAUCUGUUUUCCACAGGGUCUCGCUCCCAGGAGGCAUCAAUAAACUUGUUGAAUAAA
Messenger RNA from Choloepus didactylus (southern two-toed sloth), 1381 nucleotides. RefSeq names its product tRNA splicing endonuclease subunit 34 (gene TSEN34). Gene Ontology annotation, biological process: tRNA splicing, via endonucleolytic cleavage and ligation; tRNA-type intron splice site recognition and cleavage. Gene Ontology annotation, cellular component: tRNA-intron endonuclease complex. Lineage: Eukaryota; Metazoa; Chordata; Mammalia; Pilosa; Megalonychidae. Bases 143 to 1072 code for a protein of 309 amino acids. Gene Ontology annotation, molecular function: tRNA-intron lyase activity; nucleic acid binding. The transcript has 5 exons. The record is from RefSeq and is a predicted model, not a curated record.